Camelina sativa (false flax) is the source of this 746-nucleotide messenger RNA. NCBI's taxonomy places the organism in Eukaryota, Viridiplantae, Streptophyta, Magnoliopsida, Brassicales, Brassicaceae. The record is from RefSeq and is a predicted model, not a curated record.
CAAUAAAGAAGAGAGCAAUGGCUGAAAAAUCUCUCAGAGCACCCGAGUCUAAGUCAGAGUCUGACAGCGGCGAUGGAGAUGUGACUUGUUUAUCCGCCGAAGACGUCACGAAAGAGACACUGACAGUCCAAGAAUACCAGAUGAAAGCUUUCUACCAUCUUCUCCAAGUAUUCGCUUUAGAAACCUCGACAAUGUCAAACAAGAGGACUGAGAUCAUUGAGAAACUGAUGAACGAGUGGGGGAUAUCUGACGAAACUUGCAACGCUUUUGCGGAUAAGAUUCAGAAGAAUCUUCUGAAGCUAGAGAAAAGGUAUGUAUAUAUAUCUUCUUAUCAAAGCUUUAAUUACAUACUUCCAAGGGAGGAUGCAUCUGUAUCUGAUGAGAAGGAAACGCAGAUAGUACCAGAGACGCCAUUGGCCAAACCUGUAACUGCAUCCCGGAGUUCGACUUAUGUUCCUAAAUCUGGCAAAAUCUGGGGCAGUGUUAAUCCUGAGUCUCUUAUUGGAAAAUGUGUUCAUAUGAGGCUGCCUGAGGAAGCUGAUUUCAAUGAAUACAUCAUCAAAGCAUAUGAUGCGGAACAGGAAAUGCAUCGCGUUAUGGCCGCAGACUCGAAUGCAAUGGAGGUUGAUGACUCGUAUAGCAUGAUAGAUCUCAGAGAAGUUUCUCCUGAAGAUAUACUGUGGGAAGGAGAAAUCCCGAACUUUGAUGCUCCCAAACAGUCUACAACUCGACGAUCCCUUUUCUGA